This is a messenger RNA of Arabidopsis lyrata subsp. lyrata, 368 nucleotides long. Its product is annotated as BTB/POZ and MATH domain-containing protein 4. The annotation marks the transcript as partial. Lineage: Eukaryota; Viridiplantae; Streptophyta; Magnoliopsida; Brassicales; Brassicaceae. The record is from RefSeq and is a predicted model, not a curated record. The transcript has a single exon. Gene Ontology annotation, biological process: protein ubiquitination. Gene Ontology annotation, molecular function: protein binding.
AUGCCAUCGCCACCGACGACGACUUCUCUCUCCGUCACACAAACCAUAAACGGAUCACACAGCUUCACAAUCAAAGGCUAUUCUUUGGCCAAAGGAAUCGGGAUCGGAAAACACAUCGCCAGCGAUACUUUCACCGUCGGAGGCUAUCAAUGGGCAAUCUAUUUCUAUCCUGAUGGCAAGAAUCCUGAGGAUAAUUCGGCUUAUGUCUCCGUUUUCAUUGCUCUUGCUAGCGAUGGUACCGAUGUUAGGGCUCUCUUUGAGCUUUCUUUGCUUGAUCAGAGUGGUAAAGGGAAGCAUAAGGUUCAUAGCCACUUCGAUCGUGCUCUUGAGAGCGGUCCUUAUACACUCAAGUAUCGUGGCAGCAUGUG